AUGCCGGGCAUCUCCUACGACGAAUCGGGGUCGCUCGCCUCGUACUUCGGCGUCACCUGCCUCGGUCUCAUUCUCAUUCCAGCCACCUUCUACACCCUCCGCACAGAACCUACAGAUUCUGGGACUGUCGACCAGCUCAACGGAGAAGCAGAUCAAGAAGCACUACAAGAAGCUCUCUCUGAAAUUAUCAAGCUUGGUGUCAAUGAGACGAUGGAGAUGGCCGAGGCCAAGUUCGUCGACAUUACCAAGGCGUACAAGUCCCUGACCGAUGAGGCCACGCGCGAGAACCUGCAGAAGUACGGCAACCCGGAUGGACCGCAGCAGCGCGAGGACAAGAUCGCCAUCCCCAAGUGGGUCGUCGAGGGUAACAGCCAGGCUCUCGUCCUGCUUGCGUACGGUCUCGUUCUCGGUUUCGGUAUUCCUUGGCUCGUCGGCCGCUGGUGGUUCCGUCAGCGUAGCCUGACUCGCGACGGUGUUCUCAACGGCACUGCCGAGCUCUUCUUCCACCAGCUUCGUGAGGACACCGACUUCCUGUCCCUCGUCACCAUUCUCUCGUCCGCGCUUGAAUACGUCCCCAUUCUUGGCAAGAAGUCCAAGGGCGGAAAGAAGGCUCGCAAGGAGCGCCAGGCGAAGAUUGAGGAGCUGGAGAAGGUCUUGGACGAGAAGCGCAAGGAGCUCGGUAUCGAGGAGGACCCCACGAUGUCCCGCGACUCUCGCGCGUCUGUCACCACUGCUGUUGGACGCCGUGCCCGCGCGCUUCUCUGGGCCCAGCUGUUCCGUCUGAAGCUCGACCCCGAGCUUGAGGAGGAGCAGCUCGAGGUUCUCCGUGCCACCCCGCCCCUUAUCCACGCUCUUUCGAACAUUGCUCUUGCCCACAACUGGCUCAACUGCUCUCUGAUGUGCCUUCGCCUGCAGUCUGCCCUUGCCCAGGGUAUCCCUAUCGGCGUGUCUGGUCUCGCUCAGUUCCCCGGUAUCUCUCUGGAGGAGGCCCAGGACAUGGCCAUCACUACCGGUGCCGAGGGUCAGCGCUGGCUGGAGAAGUGGCUCGCGGCGGACGUGAAGGGAUUGGACGAGGCGCGCAAGGUCGCGAAGACCUGGCCGCGACUGGAGAUCAAGGACGUCGAGUUCAAGGUCGAGGACGAGAAGAUUGUCCCUCCCGGAUCCAUCGUGUCGCUCAACUACAAGGCCCGCUUCGCGUACCCGGUCCCUGCCACCAAGGCCAACGGCAAGGCCAUUGCCGACGAGAAGCCUGUUGUCUCCAAGUCGUCCAAGUCGUCCAAGCCUAUCACCGCCGGUUACCUGCAUGCCCCCCGGUGGCCUGGUAACCGUGUUCCUCGCUAUCACGUUCUUCUCGGCGACUCGAAGCUGAACAAGGUUAUCGUCCAGCCGACGCGCAACAGCGAGAUUCCCCUUCCCAACCCCGACGGAACUCCUGGCGAGUUCAAGGAGUUCAAGCUCCAGUUCCAGGCCCCUCCCCAGGCCAACCUCUACUCCUUUGUCGCCCACUUUGUUAGCGACUCGCUUGUCGGAGCCGACGUGCAGAAGCCCGUGAUGCUUCGCGUUCAGGACCCUCCGGAGGUCUCUGACGACUCGGAUGACGACAUUUCCGAGCCCGAGGAGGACACGCUUGCCGGCCAGAUGGCGAUGAUGCGCGGCGAGAAGGUCAAGCCUUCGGCCGUUCACGGCUACGACGACGAGAGCGAGUACGAGACCGACACAGAUACAUCGAGUGAUGAGGAGGGCCCGACCAAGCCGAGAUCGCGUGGCGGCCGCCCCAUCAAUGUGGACACUAGUGACGAAGAGUAG
Messenger RNA from Trichosporon asahii var. asahii CBS 2479, 1806 nucleotides. RefSeq lists its product as uncharacterized. Gene Ontology annotation, cellular component: Sec62/Sec63 complex. Gene Ontology annotation, molecular function: transmembrane protein transporter activity; RNA binding. The record is from RefSeq and is a predicted model, not a curated record. NCBI's taxonomy places the organism in Eukaryota, Fungi, Basidiomycota, Tremellomycetes, Trichosporonales, Trichosporonaceae. Gene Ontology annotation, biological process: post-translational protein targeting to endoplasmic reticulum membrane; SRP-dependent cotranslational protein targeting to membrane. The transcript is spliced from 3 exons. Bases 1 to 1806 code for a protein of 601 amino acids.